Cladophialophora carrionii CBS 160.54 is the source of this 762-nucleotide messenger RNA. RefSeq names its product rpsU-divergently transcribed protein. Gene Ontology annotation, molecular function: lipid binding. The coding region runs from base 1 to 762 and encodes 253 amino acids. The record is from RefSeq and is a predicted model, not a curated record. Lineage: Eukaryota; Fungi; Ascomycota; Eurotiomycetes; Chaetothyriales; Herpotrichiellaceae. The transcript is spliced from 2 exons. Gene Ontology annotation, biological process: ubiquinone biosynthetic process. Gene Ontology annotation, cellular component: mitochondrial inner membrane.
AUGGCACUCACUAACGCUUUACGGGCUCGUUCAGUGACGACGAGUAAGCCAUGGCGAUUUGCAAACACGGUCUCUACAUACCAGCUCAAACGAACAUACUUCUCGAUACAUCACCCAGAUCCUCCACCUUUCGCCAAAACCCAAGACAGAAUCCUCUCUGCGGCUAUCGAACGCGUUCCAGAACAUGGCUUCACACAAAGAGCAAUGACAUUGGGAGCUAAGGACGCGGGAUACCUUGAUGUGACAGUCCAGCUGUUUCCUCGUCGCGUGUUCGACCUGAUCAACUAUCAUCUUGUCACACAAAGACUCCUACUGAAGGAGACUGUACAAUUCCCAGAAGGAGGCAGAUUGGGCAUGGGUGGGAAGGUCCGGACGCUUGCCAUGGCACGUCUGAGAGCCAAUGCAGACAUCAUCCAGCAUUGGAAAGGGGCUCUGGGCCACAUGUCCCUCCUCGAAAACAUCCCGGCCUCUAUGAAAGAGCUCAAUGCUCUCUCCGACGAAAUCUGGUACCUCGCUGGCGACACAGCUGUCGACUCCUCCUGGUACACGAAAAGAGCCUCACUCGCAGCGGUCUAUGCCAGCUCGGAGAUGUUUAUGACGACAGACACCUCCAGUGAUUUUGUUGCAACAGAAGAAUUCCUGGAUCGCAGGCUGAAAGAUGCGCAGAUUUUGGGAGGCAUGGCAGGAGGAUUUUCGCAAUACAUCGGCUUUUGGACUGGCAACAGUGUCAAUCUGGCCCGAUCCUGGGGCAUCAGAGUGUGA